Molecule: messenger RNA, 321 nt
Organism: Metarhizium robertsii ARSEF 23
Lineage: Eukaryota; Fungi; Ascomycota; Sordariomycetes; Hypocreales; Clavicipitaceae
Exons: 3
Coding region: 1-321 (106 amino acids)
Source: RefSeq, a predicted model, not a curated record
AUGGGUUGGUUUGAUAAUGACUCCGAUCAGGCACAGGCUUACGACCAGGUGACGAACCGUCCCCACGAAGCCAAGUGGUCUCACGAGCUCAUCGGCGGUGCUGCCGCCUUCGAGGCCGCCAAAGCGUAUGAGGAUCAUGUUGCCCGUAACGGCCACCCUGACGACCACGCCACGGCCAAGGAGAUCCUUGCCGGUGCCAUUGGCUUCUUCGUGGACCGCGAGGUCGAGACCAAGGGUUUGGACUACAUUGAUCGCGAGAAGGCCAAGCGCCAUGCCCAGCAGCAGGCUGAGCAGGGACUGAGCAGCGAGGGUCGAUGGUAG